This is a messenger RNA of Stegostoma tigrinum, 972 nucleotides long. RefSeq lists its product as uncharacterized. Gene Ontology annotation, molecular function: serine-type endopeptidase activity. NCBI's taxonomy places the organism in Eukaryota, Metazoa, Chordata, Chondrichthyes, Orectolobiformes, Stegostomatidae. Gene Ontology annotation, biological process: proteolysis. The transcript is spliced from 6 exons. The record is from RefSeq and is a predicted model, not a curated record. The coding region runs from base 1 to 972 and encodes 323 amino acids.
AUGAAGAGGGGAUGUUUGGAAUUGCAUGAUGGAACUCUGCUGAAGAUGCUGGGACAAAUUCUAACCCUUGUUGUCCUCGUACUCUGUCUAUCACAAGCCUUGCAUAUUAGCAAUGGCCCUCAACGCAAAGUUACACAUUUAGACUGGCCAAAGGACUGUGGUGUACCCCAGUUCUUGCCGAAUAUAGCCGGGAGGAUCAUAUCUGGGAGUGAGGCACAUCCACAUUCCUGGCCAUGGCAGGUCUCUUUACAGGUGCGUUCCAGGGGGAGUAGGUCCUACAAACAUGUUUGUGGUGGGACUCUCAUUCACAAACACUGGGUCCUGACGGCAGCACAUUGCUUUCAAAAAGGCAGAGCAGGAGAUGCUGGGAUUUGGCGUAUUGUCCUCGGUAAGCACAACCUGAACCGUACUGAACGGACAGAGAAGAUCUACCGCGUGAGAAGAAUCUACAGACAUGAACAGUAUCGCUACUCACUCCUCAAUGAAAUUUACAAUGAUAUUGCUUUGGUCAGAUCAGCAGUGGACAUUCCACAGAACAACUAUGUCCAAUACGCCUGCAUACCUGAGACUGCCAGCCAACUGCGUCCUGGGCAUGUGUGCUGGGCCACAGGCUGGGGUGCUACCAGAGGACGAAAGGAAAACGUCAUAUUAUCUGAAGUCCUAAAUCAAGCCAGGCUGCCAAUCAUUGAUCACCAAACUUGCAAAAUGAAGAAAUUCUGGGGGGACCGGGUGAGGAAUACAAUGAUCUGUGCUGGUUACAAAGAUACAGAGGGACCACCUGCUGCUUGCCAGGGGGAUUCUGGUGGUCCUCUUCUCUGUCAGCUUGACUCGCACAAGUGGGAAGUCCAUGGGGUGGUCAGUUUCGGACCUAUUGGUUGCACGGUGGAGAACAAGCCAAGUGUGUUUACCAGAACCACUGCCUACCUUCCCUGGAUCGAGAAAACAAGGAUACGGGAUUAUUUCUUUGACUAA